Messenger RNA from Planococcus citri (citrus mealybug), 1136 nucleotides. Its product is annotated as histone H2A-like. The transcript has a single exon. Gene Ontology annotation, cellular component: nucleosome; chromatin. The coding region runs from base 103 to 507 and encodes 134 amino acids. Gene Ontology annotation, biological process: heterochromatin formation. Lineage: Eukaryota; Metazoa; Arthropoda; Insecta; Hemiptera; Pseudococcidae. Gene Ontology annotation, molecular function: structural constituent of chromatin; DNA binding; protein heterodimerization activity. The record is from RefSeq and is a predicted model, not a curated record.
UUUAGUAAGUUGUGCGUUGUUUCUUGUUACGUUUUGAAGAGUUCGUGAUUUUUUGUAAGUUAAGUUUUAGUUUCGUUGUGUGUGAUCGUUUUAAUUGUCAUCAUGUCUGGAAGAGGUAAAGGUGGUAAAACUCGUGCCAAGCCGAAGACUCUGGCAUCGCGUGCUGGUCUCCAGUUCCCAGUCGGCAGAAUUCGUCGAUUUUUGAAGAAAGGCAAAUACGGCAAGAAAAUUGGCGUUGGUUCGUCGGUUUACCUAUCCGCUGUAUUGGAGUACCUCGUCGCUGAAUUGUUGGAAUUAGCCGGAAACGCUGCCAGUGAUAACCACAAGAAGCGUAUCAUUCCUCGUCAUUUGCUGUUGGCGAUUAAAAACGAUGAAGAAUUGGGCCAAUUACUGUCCGGUGUUACCAUCUCGCAAGGUGGAGUAUUGCCGUUUAUCCAUAAGGUGUUGUUACCGAAGAGACCCGAUCCGAAGGUGAAGGAAAAGGAGCUGUCAACGGGUUCCGAUUAAAUUUCUACCACCGUUACCGUUAGUAAUCCGAUUACGAGGAUGGCCUAGGUGUGGCCUGAGUUACCAAAACGGUCCUUUUCAGGGCCCAUUAUAAAUUUGUUUCUUCGCAAUGUGAUGUGAAAUUCACUAAGUUCAGACGUUGAGAAAUCAAGGGUACUGGGUAGUAAUAAUUAGUAUGUUUUGAGUAAUUUUCUGAAUCUGAGGUUAGUCUGUCUGUCUGUUCUUUUUCUUUAAUCACUUAUGACAAUGAUUAUUAAAUUGAUAUUUUUUAAUUGGUAAUGGUAAUUAAGGAACCAGCUGGCAACUACCACAUACCAAUGAUCGAAAUUCUGAAUUCCUAUUUCCUAAUGAAAUACUGAAACAGCCAAAUUAUUCACAAAAACCAAUGCAGGAUUUCUGUCAUUUUUUUCAGUUCUGAAUAAUUAUGUCUUCUUUCUUCUUACUUUUAGUUAUUUUUGCAAUUUUUUUUUUUACUAUUUAAUAAACUUUAUCCAAUACAAUAAAUCUAAGAAGUAGAUGUCUUUUCUGGGGAAUUUUUUCAAGGUCACUAAUUACUAAUUAGAUUAGACUUGAACGUAAAUUUCUCUAUGGUUGAGGGUUGAAAUGAAAUGAUGACAGAGGAAUCGCAU